UUUAAUAUUAAAGUUAUAAACUGUAGUCAAAAGUGAAAACAAUAAGUCGAUAGCAAUGAGUAAUUGAAUUCAUAUUAUAUUAACUUUUAAUGAAUUCAACUUUAAAUCAAAUCAAACAUAACUUUUAGUGAUUACUGAUUAUCUUAAGAAAGUUAUCGCCAUUUCGGUCAUCAGUGACCACCAGUUAUGGCACAAAAAAGGACAAUCACUGAUGUGUUGGCCAAUAAUAUAGAUUUUGUCGAUGAAAGCAAACAGACGAAUACGUUUGGAUUCAACUCAACGGACGACCUCUACAGCCGAUUGACGACCAAUGAGUUGAUUGAAUCAAAAAGUAUUUGUUUGACCGAUUCAUUUGUCGAUGACUUGUCCACAAUGUUAAGCAAUCAUGAGUUUAGCGAUUGUAUCCUUCGGGUCGACGGAACCGAUAUUGCUGUAAAUCGGGCUUUUCUGUCAGUACGCUGUCCUCACUUUAAAGCAUUAUUUUACGGCCAAAUGAAAGAAACAAAUGAAUCGGUGAUUGAAUUGAAAGGCAUAAAAGCGGAACCGUUUCAACACGUCUUGCGUUUCAUAUAUACGGCUAGUCUUUCGCUUCACUUGUUAUCAAUCGAUACCAUUAUUGAUGUCUUAAGUGUAGCGCAGUAUUUGUGUCUUCAAGAGUUGUGCGAUCGUAUUGUCCACCACUUAGUGACCACUAUAUCGUUGGACAACGUAUUUGUUUUGCAUAGUGUGGCCAAUGAGUAUUCAUUUGCCGAACUAAUUCGGGCCACAAAUCUAUUUAUCGAUCAAAAUGCUGAACACAUUCUUAUGAAUCCAUCGUUUAAUUUACUUUCAAUCCAUCAUUUGAUUGAUAUGUUUAAAAGAGACUCAUUUUAUGUGACAACUGAAGAGAUACUUCUCGACAAAGUUUGUCAUUGGUUUGAGCAAAAUGAAGACCAAUUGAACGAAACGACAGUUGAAAUGGUAUUGUCGUCAAUAUGUUUGCGGAAUAUAAGUAAUGACAGAUUCAUAUCAAUCCUCACACCAUAUGAAUUGUGUCAUCAAUUGUUUACUCAAUUUUAUGGCAAAUAUCGUAAAAGUUUAAGAAAUACGGAUAAAAUGGUUCGAGGAUUUGUAUGUCUUAAUCAAAAUGUUGCCACAAAUCAAAUGAAUGUCAAAGUAACUAAAGGUCGCUACAGAUAUAAGAUGAUCAACGAAACUAAUCGAUUAUAUUAUCGCCGAUCGGCCACAAGUCAUACCAUUAGAUAUAGCGGCGGUAGCGGUGAAAAGUCCAUCGAAGUUGAAUUGUCUAAAGUUUUCUUCAUUAAUCACAUUGUUUUGGUACUGUUUGACGUCGGAAUGCAAGGAUUCAGUUAUUUUAUAGAAGUGUCGAUCAAUCGCAAGACAUGGCAUACAAUUGUUGAUUAUAAACAAUAUUUGUGUCGUUCCUAUCAAUACCUGUUCUUCAAGUGUCAACCCAUCAAAUAUAUACGUAUCUCUGGAACUAAAUCGAUGGAUAUGACCACCAAAAUACAGAACACAACAUUCGAUGUCUUGCAUUUCGAGUGCAUGUAUAGUACGGUUUGUCCACAAUUGGUGGCAAAAAUUGAACACAAUAUUAUCAAACCUAUUAAUAAAGUUAUUUGUGAUAUCGAUAAUAGUGUUAAAAAUCAUGACAGAAAAAUACUUAUAGUUAACCAAAAAUAUGAAAAAACAGAAACACUUAAAGACAAAGAGUAUCGUCACAUAGUGUUUCCAUUUUAUAGGGGAAGUGCUUAUUGCUAUACAAACAACUCACUUGUCAUUCACUUAACUCAACCAUUUGUUAUCAAUUGGAUGUCAUUUGAGUUUAAGAAUAAUUGGUGUCAUUUUGUGUCCGCAGUCUUCUCUGAAAACUUUAUUAUUCAAACCUCUUGUGAUUAUGAGAAUUGGCAAACAAUUAAUAUCAAAGAAAUCUUUAUUAAUGAAAUGCGAAGAAUUGUCUACUUUAUCGAAGAGCAGACAUUUGUUUUUGUCCGACUGUUUGCAAUCAAUCCAUUGAAUAUCUCAUCUUUGCCUGAACUCGACACAUACAAGUGUGCAUACCUUUCAUACCUUUCCAAACAGCGGCAAAUGAACCGUAAGAAGCUUAAGAUAUAACUAUCUAUAACUACAGUAUACCGGUAUACUGUAUAUAUAAACCUAUUUAUGUGUUAUUUUUAUUAUAAAUAUUUAAAUUAUUA
Oppia nitens is the source of this 2198-nucleotide messenger RNA. RefSeq names its product BTB/POZ domain-containing protein 9-like. Gene Ontology annotation, molecular function: protein binding. NCBI's taxonomy places the organism in Eukaryota, Metazoa, Arthropoda, Arachnida, Sarcoptiformes, Oppiidae. Bases 187 to 2115 code for a protein of 642 amino acids. The transcript has a single exon. The record is from RefSeq and is a predicted model, not a curated record.